This is a messenger RNA of Lachnellula hyalina, 2163 nucleotides long. RefSeq names its product Transcriptional activator protein. The record is from RefSeq and is a predicted model, not a curated record. The transcript has 4 exons. Gene Ontology annotation, cellular component: nucleus. Bases 1 to 2163 code for a protein of 720 amino acids. Gene Ontology annotation, biological process: DNA-templated transcription. Gene Ontology annotation, molecular function: DNA binding; DNA-binding transcription factor activity, RNA polymerase II-specific; zinc ion binding. NCBI's taxonomy places the organism in Eukaryota, Fungi, Ascomycota, Leotiomycetes, Helotiales, Lachnaceae.
AUGUCUACUCACCCGCCGGUAGAAGGCAACCAGAAUGCCUCGGCGCCUAAAAUUCCAGCUAAUGGAUGGACGAGGAAAGACCGCCCCUGCGACGCGUGUAGGAGACGCAAAAGUAGAUGUAUUAUGCCCCAGGACUCGGAAACUUGUAUACUAUGUCAAUCUCGCGCAGAGCAAUGUACUUUUGUUCAAAGUCCUCAGAGAAGAAAGAGGCGGAAACUUGACGAGGAUGAAAAAAAUGCAGAUGGGAUGAAACUAGGAUCUCUAGAGUCAGAGAGAAGCAAUAUCUACGCCAAACCUCCAAUCAACGAUUACAGAGCCCUGCCUGGCCCUUCGCUCUUGAAGCAAACACUGGGCCUCCAGAACCGGCAGCAUAGCCAAUAUCUUGGUCAAACUACUGAGUAUGAUACUCGUCUCAUCAACCUCUCGCCAUUCAAUGGACGAGGAGAGUACGUCAGCAUGCCAGGAACACUUCGACGUGUCAGUCCAAAGACUCACUUCAUCAUGAAAUCCGAAAGUCAAGCAGAAGUGGAUGACGAGCUCGCGAAUCUUGAUCUCGUAGAGAGCAUCGUUCAGCCACAUGGUCAGGCUCUAGUUGACUUGUACUUUCGGAUUGUCCACCCAAGUUUCCCGAUCAUGCAUAAGAAGGUGUUCCUUGAGAAAUAUGAUCGAACGUAUCGGGAGUUCACGCCACCUGUUUUAGCUGCCGUCUAUAUAUUAGCGCUAAAUUGGUGGUCUUAUAGUCCUAAUCUUGUUAAUCUUCCCAAGCCAGAUGUCCUGAAGUUGGAGAAACUCGCUCCCAAGAUGAUGAGUGAUGUCCUGAAUCGACCGAAGCUUUCAACUGUGCAAGCCGGAUUGUUGCUUCUUCAGCGUCCUGAUGGUGACUCAUGGGCUCUCACAGGUCAACUUAUCGCGGUGGCACAGAAUUUAGGACUUCACCUUGACUGUUCCGGGUGGAAGAUUCCCGAAUGGGAGAGGAGUUUAAGAAAGCGACUAGCCUGGGCACUUUACAUGCAAGAUAGGUGGGGAGCAUUGGUCCAUGGUCGACCGCUACUGAUCCAUGAGGACAACUGGUCCGUGAAGCCGCUUGAGGAGAGGGAUUUCCCUGAGACUGCCGAGGAUGACGAUGAGGAAGAAGGAAGUUCAGAGAUUGAAAAGGGGAGACUGACGUUCGUCCAUAUGAUUUCUCUGACUGAAAUCCUAUCUAGUAUUUUGAGAACAUUCUUCACUUUAAGCUCCAUGGCUGCCUUGGAGAGUGAGCGUGAAAAUGCGACCACGGUAACAUUGGAAAAGGCAAAGCCAAUCCAGCUGAGAUUGAAGGAUUGGUAUUCGAAACUGCCUCCAAGUCUGGCAGUAGGGGACACGAAAGCAAGGAAACUCUCUUCAACUGGAUCAUUACAUCUUGCAUACUUUGCGGCAGAAGUGACCCUACACCGAGCAAUAAUCCGCUUCGACACUAGCAAUACCGACGAGAACCUCCGAUCCAUCACUCGAGCUGCUGCAAAGAUGCGUUUCAUUUCUGCCAUCGACCUCGUCAAUAAACUCGAGCCCGCACACCUCCAGAGCUUCUGGUACUUUGCUUCCAAAGUCAACCUCGCAAUUAUCGCGACAUUCGGGAGUCUGCUGUGGGCUACAAGCCAAAGCACAGAUGAAGCUGAUUUCUACCGAUCUAAGCUCGCAGAAUAUCGGUGGACAUUGAGAGUGAGCAGUAAGGGUGCCGAGUUCAUGAAGUUUACAGUUGGGAUGCUAGAUGCCAGCACAGUCUUUAUGAAAGACGGUAGCAAAAUCGCGACGCCGAAGACCAUAAAGCCCGAUACUGCUCAAGAUAAAAAAGAGGAGCAACUCAUUUCAUCAAUGGAUAAGAGCCAACAAAUAUCGGAUCCUACAGCUACUGGAAUGAACCAAGUGUCUCCGAGCACUGGGUACUCGACCGAAUCUGUAGGAGUCUACGAAGCCGACUUUGACGCCUCUAUUCUCGCGCAAGAUAUCCGACCAACUUGGUCAGAUUUUGCAGAGAACGUGAACUUCACAGCUGGGGAUAUACAGGAUUGGAAUCUGGAUCAACUGUAUAACUUUGAGGAUGUGCAAGGGGUUGAUCCGCUGCUUGCGAACCGGAGGUUCAUUCAGGAGUAUGAUGAGAGGGGAAACAACUUUGGUGGUUUCUGA